GAUUUACUGAUUUAGCAUAUCUAUUUACGAUAGAUCAGCAUAUCUACAAAAGUUUGUUUAUAAAUUAAUUGUUUUUCCUCAGUCCUCUUUGAACUUUCAUAUCUAAAGAAAGUUAAGCAACUAUGCAUGAACGUGAACAUUCCGUUGAUUCAAUUCGUCAAAGUAGCCAAAUAUUUGGGCAAUUUGAGAAAUUGAUGGUUGCGAACCGUGGUGAAAUAGCUAUUCGAGUUUUUCGAACAGCUCAUGAACUUUCUAUGAAAACCGUUGCAAUUUUUAGCUUCGAAGAUCGAUUAUCGAUGCAUAGGUAUAAGGCCGACGAAGCUUAUCAAGUUGGCUCGCAAAAUGUUUAUACUCCUGUGGGAGCUUAUUUAGCCCAAGAUGAAAUAAUCCGUAUUGCGAAGUUACGCGGUGUAACUAUGAUUCAUCCAGGCUAUGGAUUUCUAGCUGAAAACGCAGGAUUCGCUAGAAAGGUUGAAGCAGCCGGGAUAACUUUUAUAGGUCCUACCCCUGAUGUAAUAGAAAAGAUGGGUGAUAAAACUAAAGCAAGAGAACUUGCUAUUCAGUGCGGCGUUCCCGUUGUCCCAGGUACACCAGGCCCAGUCUCCACGUUAGAAGAAGCGAAAGCUUUUAUAGAUGAAUAUGGGUUUCCAAUCAUUGUUAAGGCUGCAAUGGGCGGUGGAGGUCGCGGUAUGAGAGUGAUUCGUGAUGUAGAUUCACUUCCUGACUCUUUUGAGCGUGCAAAAUCAGAAGCGUUAUCCGCUUUUGGAGACGGCACAGUCUUCUUAGAACGCUUCUUAGAUAAGCCGAGACACAUUGAAGUUCAGUUAUUAGCAGAUGUAGCCGGCAAUGUUAUACAUUUAUUCGAACGUGAUUGUUCUGUACAAAGACGCCACCAAAAGGUAGUUGAAGUCGCGCCGGCAGUCAAUCUUAGUGCUGAAGUUCGCGAUGCAAUCCUUGAUGAUGCUGUCAAACUCGCAAAAGCUGUUAAUUAUCGAAAUGCUGGCACAGCUGAAUUCUUAGUCGAUUCAGAGGGUAGACAUUAUUUUAUUGAAAUUAAUCCUCGAAUUCAAGUCGAACACACCAUAACAGAGGAAAUUACUGGUAUUGAUAUAGUUGCCGCACAAAUUCAUGUUGCCGGUGGAUCACUCCUUUCAGAUCUUAAUUUAACACAAGAAAAAAUUAAUACGCAGGGAUUUGCUAUUCAAUGUCGUAUAACAACUGAGGAUCCGGCCCAAAAUUUCCAACCAGAUACAGGGAAAAUCGAGGUCUAUAGAUCAGCUGGUGGAAACGGUGUUCGUAUGGAUGGUGGUGCAGGUUAUGUUGGCGCAGUUAUAACGCCACAUUAUGACUCAUUAUUAGUAAAAUGCACGUGUUGGGGAGAUACUUAUGAAGUUGCAAGACGUAAAAUUCUUCGAGCGUUAAUUGAAUUUAGGAUUCGUGGUGUAAAAACGAAUAUUCCUUUUCUACAACGAUUACUUACUCAUGAUACUUUUAUGAAAGGAGGAGCAUGGACAACUUUUAUUGAUGAUACACCGGAUCUAUUCCGACUUGUUGAAAGUAAAAAUCGUGCUCAAAAAAUAUUGAAAUAUUUAGGCGACAUUGUCGUUAACGGAAGUAGUAUCAAAGGACAAAUGGGUGAGCCUGCUUUCAAAGGCGAAAUACUUUAUCCGGAGAUUCGUUCUUUGGCUGGUCCAGAACCUGUUGACGUCCGUGUUCCACCUGAGCAUGGGUGGAGACACAUUCUUGUUGAAAAAGGGCCGGAAGCUUUUGCUAAGGCUGUACGUGAAUAUAAUGGCGUUCUGAUUAUGGAUACAACCUGGAGAGAUGCGCAUCAAAGUUUGUUGGCUACCAGAGUUAGAACGAUCGACCUUUUGAAUAUUGCACCUCAUACCGCGCAUGCUCUUGCCAAUGCUUAUUCUUUAGAAAUGUGGGGUGGCGCAACUUUUGACGUUGCAAUGAGGUUUUUAUAUGAAGACCCCUGGGACCGUUUGUCUAAGUUGCGCGCACUUGUUCCAAACAUUCCCUUUCAAAUGUUACUUCGUGGUGCAAACGCUGUAGGUUAUACUUCAUACCCAGAUAAUGUUAUAUAUGAUUUCUGCCAAAAGGCGAAAGAUCAUGGAAUGGAUAUAUUUCGUAUUUUUGAUUCUCUUAAUUAUAUUGACAAUAUGAAACUGGGUAUUGAUGCGGUUAAAAAAGCUGGUGGAGUUGUUGAAGCAGUUAUUUGUUAUACCGGUGAUGUUUCAAACCCCAAUAAGAAAAAAUACAAUUUAGAAUAUUACCUCAAUUUUACCGAACAAUUAGUAAAUUUAGGUAUACAUGUAUUAGGUAUCAAGGAUAUGGCAGGGUUAUUGAAACCUGAGGCAGCAAAACUUUUAGUAAGCUCUAUCAGGAAAAGAUGGCCUGAUUUACCUAUUCAUGUGCAUACACACGAUACUGCUGGGACUGGUGUUGCCAGUAUGUUAGCAGUCGCUUUAGCUGGUGCUGAUGUUAUUGACUUGGCUAUCGAUAGUUUGUCCGGAACAACAUCUCAGCCUUCGAUGGGUGCAGUAGUGUCUGCAUUAGAACAUACUGAUCUUGGUACAGGCAUUAGAUUAGAGGAUGUGCAUGCAUUGAAUGGAUAUUGGGAACAAGCACGUAAAUUGUAUAGUUGUUUUGAAGCUGGAGUUUUGAGCGCUGAUUCUUCGGUUUAUGAACAUGAAAUGCCUGGAGGCCAAUACACAAACCUUAUGUUUCAAGCAUCACAAUUAGGACUUGGAAAACAAUGGAAUGAAAUUAAGAAAGCUUAUACCGAAGCUAAUAAGCUAUGUGGUGAUAUAAUUAAAGUAACACCAAGUUCAAAAGUUGUCGGUGACCUUGCACAAUUUAUGGUUACUAAUAAACUAAAAUAUCAGGAUGUAAUUUCAAGGGCAAAAACAUUGAAUUUUCCAACUUCAGUUGUGGAAUUUUUCCAAGGAUAUUUGGGUCAACCAUAUGGAGGAUUUCCAGAACCACUUCGCUCAGAUAUUAUUCGUGACACUCAAAGAAUUGAUCGUCGACCUGGAUCUACAAUGAAACCAUUAAACUUGACUGAGCUCAAAGCUGAAUUAGUAUCUAAAUAUGGACUAUCAAUACGAGAUGUAGAUGUUAUAUCCGCUGCCAUAUAUCCUAAAGUAUUUGUAGAAUAUCGUGAAACAAUUGAGAAAUAUGGUGAUGUUUCAGUUAUACCCACGAAAUAUUUCUUAGGCAAACCUGAAAUUGGGGAAGAGUUAAGUAUACAGCUUGAAGAGGGUGUUACACUUAUUAUUAAAUAUUUAGCCGCUGGUCCUCUAAAUGCAGCUACUGGUAGAAGAGAAGUUUUCUUCGAAUUAAAUGGAGAAGCACGAGCUAUUGGCGUAUUAGACACAAGUGCCGCCGUUGAACAUGAACAUCGGGAAAAAGCAAAUCCUGGAAAUCCUGGAGAAAUUGGUGCACCAAUGUCUGGUGUAGUGGUUGAAGUAAGAGCGCAUGAAGGAGCAGAGGUUAAAGAUGGCGAUCCACUUUGUGUACUUUCGGCAAUGAAGAUGGAAACAAUAGUUACUUCAGCAGUUUCUGGUAGAAUUGACUAUGUUGCAGUUAAAGAAAGUGAUUCAAUAAACGCGGGGGAUCUUAUUGUUAGAAUAGUUAAAGUUUAAUUUCAAUUUGGAAUAACUUUAAAUUCAGGAUAUAUAAUGUUAUUUGGGAAUCUUAAUUUAUUAUGUAAUAUUAUAAAUUUAUUUAAUAUUGUUAAAUUUAUGAACUCCUUUUCAAAGCAUUUUUAGUAAAUUGUGGUAAAAUAAAAGCAGCUUCAUGAAUUUGAGAAUUAUAAUAUCUACAUAAUUUUUCUUCUUCUUCUUCAGACCAUUUCCUUAAAGGUUUUUUUAGAUUAACUUUAUCAUCAAUACUACAUAAUAUAAAACCAAUUUGACCUGAAGGAUAAGUUGGAAUUGUAGUAUAAGCAUAUUCUACUACAGGAUAUAAUUCACGACAAUAGGAUUGUACUUGUGUGAUUAAAUCUAAAUGAAGCCAUUGACAUUCGCCUAUAAGAUAUGCAUAUGUUGUUUAGUUAAAAAAAAAAAAUUUUAUUUAUUUAUUAUUUUUGAUAAAUUUUUUUGAAUUUUACCUUGAGUUG
Molecule: messenger RNA, 4126 nt
Organism: Rhizophagus irregularis DAOM 181602=DAOM 197198
Lineage: Eukaryota; Fungi; Glomeromycota; Glomeromycetes; Glomerales; Glomeraceae
Biological process (GO): gluconeogenesis; pyruvate metabolic process
Cellular component (GO): cytoplasm
Molecular function (GO): ATP binding; metal ion binding; pyruvate carboxylase activity
Source: RefSeq, a predicted model, not a curated record